Messenger RNA from Rosa rugosa (rugosa rose), 3005 nucleotides. RefSeq lists its product as uncharacterized. Bases 321 to 3005 code for a protein of 894 amino acids. The record is from RefSeq and is a predicted model, not a curated record. NCBI's taxonomy places the organism in Eukaryota, Viridiplantae, Streptophyta, Magnoliopsida, Rosales, Rosaceae. The transcript has 3 exons.
AUUUGAAUCAACCUCGAGAAGAUUUCCUAACUACCCUUGAAUCAUCAAGUUUUCAGAACACAUGUUAUUAUAGAGAAGGUUUUGAGUUGCUUUUGCCCAAAAAAGGAAGUACCUCCAUACAUGUAAAUUUUACUAUUAUUUUUGUGAAUAGAUAAGUUCUGCACACUUGUUUAUGGCCUUAUUGUUCUUGAAUGUAAUAGAGUAAGAUUAUGAUUAGUCUUGUUGCUUAUGAUAACAGGUUGGUGGCAUUGAGAGGAAUUUAGAUUACGAGAAUCUUUCCAUAAAAUUUUCUGGAGCAAACUUUGAUUGGAUUGGAAAGAAUGGAUAGAGCUUGGAUCAAAAUGGAUAGGAGAUCACCUGAGUAUGAGGUCGGGGUUGAUAUGUUCUUAGAUUUUGUUAGUCGUCAUGCGAGUGAUCCUAACCAGAUUCGUUGUCCGUGCUUGGAUUGUGGGAAUGUUAAACCUGGUACAAUUAGGACGAUAAAAGAUCAUCUGUUUUGCAUUGGUAUCAUUAAUACCUAUGAUGUCUGGUAUUAUCAUGGAGAAGAUGUUCCAAGUUCAAGUAGUACAAAUGCAAAGAGGGAGAAUUAUAAGGAAGACCAUUUUAGAGACAAUACUGUAGAGAUGGUUCAAGCUGCACAUGAGGAUUUUGUUAGUAAUCCAGAAAAAUUUGAGCAGUUACUUGUUGAUGCUGAGAAACCAAUCUACCCUGGUUGUGUAAAGUUUUCAAAGUUAUCAACUCUUGUGAGAUUGUACAACAUGAAAGCAAAGGGUGGGUGGCCUGAUGUUAGUUUCUCAGAACUAUUAACUUUCUUGGAGGAGUUACUUCCAGCCAACAAUGAAAUGCCAUUGAACCUUUAUGAAGCGAAGAAAACAUUAUGUGCAUUAGGCUUAGAAUAUGAGAAGAUACAUGCAUGUCCAAAUGAUUGCAUUCUAUACCGAAAGGAAUAUAAGGAUGCAAUUGCAUGUCCCACUUGUGGUCUAUCUAGAUGGAAGGUUAAGAAGACUUCAGAUGAGACUUUAAGUGAGAAGAAGAAGAAAGCCCAGAUUCCUGCAAAGGUUCUUUGGUAUUUCCCCCCUAUUCCAAGAUUUAGAAGAAUGUUUCGUACUAAGAAGACAGCAGAGAACUUGAUUUGGCAUGCUCAAGAUAGGGAAGAUGAUGGUAAAUUACGUCAUCCAGCAGAUUCUCCCCAAUGGAAGCUUGUGGACUACAUGUGGCCGGAGUUUGGGAGUGAGCCAAGGAACCUUCGACUUGCCAUUUCAGCUGAUGGGAUAAAUCCUCAUAGUUCUCUUAGCAGUCGUUAUAGUUGCUGGCCAGUUAUAAUGGUGAAUUACAACCUUCCACCGUGGUUGUGUAUGAAAAGAAAGUUUAUGAUGUUAACAAUGUUGAUUUCUGGUCCUAAGCAGCCGGGCAAUGAUAUUGACAUUUAUUUGGCACCCCUAAUUGAUGAUUUGAAAACUCUUUGGGAGGUUGGUGUAGAAGCUUAUGAUGCAUAUGCUCAAGAGAGGUUUGUAUUAAAAGCUGUUCUUUUGUGGACCAUCAAUGACUUUCCGGCAUAUGGGAAUUUGUGUGGAUGUAGUGUAAAGGGGUACUAUGCGUGCCCAAUAUGCAGUGAAAAAACACAUUCCAAAUGGCUAAAUUCUAGUAAGAAAGUGUCAUAUACUGGUCAUAGAAGAUUUCUUCCCCGCAAUCAUAGGUUUCGAGCAGAAAGCAAUACUUUUUAUGGUGAGCAAGAGUUUGGAUCAGCACCUGAGCCAUUAACAGGAGAGGAAAUCUUACAAAAAGUUGAGGGGAUCAAAUAUGAAUGGGGUAAGAAGACCGUAAAACUACAUCAGGAAAAAAAAGCAGCCAAGGAAACAGUGAAGCUAGGAAAAAGGAAAAUUAGAGAUGGAAAGAAAUUGGCAGGAACUAAGAAUAAGGUGAAAAAAAAGAAAGAUGAUCUUAAAUCUGCUUGGAAGAAAAAAUCAAUUUUCUUUGAUUUACCAUAUUGGAAAGAGUUGUAUGUUCGUCAUUGUUUGGAUGUUAUGCAUAUAGAAAAAAAUGUAUGUGAGAGUAUUAUUGGCACAUUGCUCAAUAUCCCUGGAAAAACAAAGGAUGGUGUGGCAGCUCGUGAAGAUCUCAUUUCUUGUGGUGUACGGGCUGGGUUGGCACCUAAACCGGGGAAAAGAAAGGCUUAUCUUCCACCUGCUCCUUAUACAUUAUCUAAGGACGAGAAAUUAUCAGUUUGUGAUUGCUUGGCUGAAGCUAGGUUUGCAAAAGGAUGCUGCUCCAAUUUCAAAAACCUUGUGUCAAUGCAAGAUUUGAAACUCUUAGGCCUUAAAUCUCACGACUGUCAUAUGCUGAUGCAACAACUUUUUCCUGUUGCAAUUCGUGCUGUUCUGCCUAAUCAUGUUAGAUAUGCCAUUACAAGGUUUUGCCUCUUCUUCAAUGCCUUGUGCAGCAAAACAAUGGAUAUCAUCAAAUUGGAUGCAAUGCAAGAUGAAAUUGUGGUGACUUUGUGUUUGCUUGAAAAAAUUUUUCCACCUUCUUUCUUUGACAUAAUGGUCCAUGUUACGGUACAUCUUGUUAGGGAAGUACGCUUAUGUGGACCUGUUUACCUGCGAUGGAUGUACCCAUUUGAACGGUACAUGAAGUUUUUAAAGGAUUACGUUAGAAAUCGUAAUCGUCCGGAAGGAUGCAUGGCAGAAUGUUAUAUUGCAGAGGAAGCCAUUGAGUUUUGCGCAGAUUUCUUAUCAGAUGUUAGUACUGUUGGAAUCCCGUUAAAGACCUAUACUCUUCAGAAAGGAAUUGAUACACCACUAUCAGUUGGACGUGUUCAUAAGCCUGGCAGAAAGCUAUUGCGUCAAGCACAUCUAUGUGUUUUGAUUAAUACACCUGAAGUUAUGCCUUAUCUCAUUGAGCAUGAGGAGUUGUUGAAGAUUCAGCAUCCUAAAAAGUCAAAAAGUGAGAAGUGGCUUCGAGAUGAACAAAACAGAACUUUUCAAGAUUGGUUAAACAAAGAGUAA